UCUUCCCGAUUAGCGCCUGCGCAGACAGGCGUGGAAGAUCACUUUUGGCCCAGCUCAGUAGCCGUAGUGGGUCGGAGCGCCGACCGUGGGGGAUUGUGGGAGAAGAUGGCGGCCGCCGUUCGCCCCCGGCUUGUCCGGGCCCUGCCAAUGUCACGUUCUUCUAUUACUGCAAGAGCUGCAGCUGUGUUUCAUGGCCCACCCCGGCGCCAGCUUCAUCAUGCAGUCAUACCUCAUGGCAAAGGUGGGCGUUCCUCAGUCAGUGGGAUUGUGGCCACUGUGUUUGGAGCAACUGGAUUCCUGGGCCGAUAUGUUGUCAACCACCUUGGACGUAUGGGGUCACAGGUGAUCGUACCCUAUCGGUGUGAUCCAUAUGACACCAUGCACCUUCGUCCCAUGGGUGACCUGGGCCAGAUUAUCUUUCUGGAAUGGGACGGGAGAAACAAAGAUUCUAUCCGGAGAGCAGUGGAGCACAGUAAUGUGGUCAUUAAUCUUGUUGGGCGAGAAUGGGAAACCAAAAACUUUGAUUUUGAGGAUGUUUUCGUGAAGAUUCCCCAGGCAAUUGCUCAAGUGUCCAAGGAAGCUGGAGUCGAAAAAUUCAUUCAUGUUUCACAUUUGAAUGCUGAUAUUAAAAGCUCUUCUAGAUAUCUGAGAAAUAAGGCCGUUGGAGAGAAGGAAGUGAGAGAUGCCUUUCCAGAAGCCAUUAUCAUAAAGCCAUCGGACAUCUUUGGAAGAGAGGAUAGAUUCCUCAAUCAUUUUGCAAAUACUCGCUGGUUUGGUGGUGUACCCCUUAUUUCCUUGGGCAAGAAGACAGUGAAACAACCAGUAUACGUUGUAGAUGUAUCGAAAGGAAUUGUUAGUGCAGUUAAGGAUCCAGAUUCCAGAGGGAAGUCUUUUGCCUUCGUUGGGCCCAAUCGGUACCUCCUUUUUGACCUGGUGCAGUAUGUCUUUGCUAUGGCUCACAAACCCUUCCUGCCGUACCCUUUGCCGCAUUUUGCCUAUCGAUGGGUGGCACGACUCUUUGAAAUGAGUCCAUUUGAGCCGUGGACGACAAGGGAUAAAGUGGAGCGGCUUCAUGUCACAGACAUGCUGUUUCCUCACCUGCCGGGCUUGGAAGACCUUGGAAUUCAGGCCACACCCCUGGAGCUCAAGGCCAUUGAGGUGCUGCGGCGCCAUCGUACUUACCGCUGGCUCUCGUCCGAAAUUGAAGACGUGAAGCCGGCCAAGACUGUCGACUUUUAGCGGCCUGCGCUGCCCCGGAUUUUCCGUGUUGGUCGGGUCACCUGGCUGGCGACCAGCCCCCUGUUGUCAGAAAAUCCUGUAUAUAGUGAAUAAGGUCCCUCUAUUAAAUCAUCUGAGGUAAAA
Messenger RNA from Ailuropoda melanoleuca (giant panda), 1362 nucleotides. It is a transcript of the gene NDUFA9, whose product is annotated as NADH:ubiquinone oxidoreductase subunit A9. The coding region runs from base 106 to 1239 and encodes 377 amino acids. Gene Ontology annotation, molecular function: protein-containing complex binding. Lineage: Eukaryota; Metazoa; Chordata; Mammalia; Carnivora; Ursidae. The transcript has 11 exons. Gene Ontology annotation, cellular component: mitochondrion. The record is from RefSeq and is a predicted model, not a curated record.